AUGAAGAUUUCUACUAUCAUCACCAUCGCAGCCGUUGCUGUUGCAGUCAGCGCCAAGUCUUACGAUCAACAGAUCACAUGUGCCGCUAAAGGAUUCACUGGAAAGUCAUACGACGAACACAAGGUCUGCUGCAAGUAUUCAGGUAACUGUGGAGAUCUAUACAAAUGCACGGAGAGCUUUUGUGGUCUAUCCGGCCACUCUGGCCGCCAUGGCCGCGGUAGUUCUGGUACCUCUGGCAUGUCUGGCGACUCUGAGAAGUCUGAUAUGUCUGAUAUGUCUGAGAAGUCUGAGAAGUCUGACAUGUCUGAGAAGUACGACACGACUGAGAAGUCUGACAUGUUUGUGAAAUCUGACAUGUCAGAGAAGUCUGACAUGUCAAAGAAAUCUAAUAUGUCUGAUAUGUCUGAUAUGUCUGAGAAAUCUUAUAUGUCUGAGAAGUCUGAUAUGUCUGAGAAGUCUGACAAAUCUAUGUCCGGCGUGUCUGGUAGCACGGAUAAAUCUGGUAGUUCUAGUAGCUCUGGCAACGCCAGUUACGAUUGCAAGAUCACUUGCGCCGAGAAGCGUGUACGUGUCCCCGAUGCUCUUCAGGGUUCUAUCCAUGAGGACAAAGAGUGCUGCGAAUGGUCUGGUAAGUGUGGUGAAUUGAACAAAUGCACUCAGUCAUACUGUGAGAAGGAUGCCGCCCCCUCAGACAUUUAUAACCAAUACGAUUUCCAGUUCUAAGUUUACUGUUUAGCUUAGAUGAGAUGCUUUAUCAUGCGGUAAAACGAUGUUGAAUAAAAUUAGAAUCCCCAGAUUAUAAUCUGCAGAUUCAUAACACAGAC
Molecule: messenger RNA, 824 nt
Organism: Sphaeroforma arctica JP610
Lineage: Eukaryota; Ichthyosporea; Ichthyophonida
Exons: 1
Coding region: 1-723 (240 amino acids)
Source: RefSeq, a predicted model, not a curated record